Molecule: messenger RNA, 2397 nt
Organism: Amoebophrya sp. A25
Lineage: Eukaryota; Dinophyceae; Syndiniales; Amoebophryaceae
Source: the annotation of a GenBank genome assembly
GUUUUGCGAUAGAAUGGGUGGGAAAAGAGGCACCUCUAUGGUAUUUAAGUAGUGGCUGGAUCUGAUGAAACUAUAGCAGCUUAAACUUAAUUAUUUAUAGUACCUGUGGGCCAUAUAGUACACGUUUUUUAAGUCAGAGUAGCUGCUUACACGUUCGAUGUUGUGACGCUUCCGAUUUUCCUCAUACUGAAGAUAUUAAUUAUAUUAUUGUCGGACGAAAAAUGGGCGGCAAGGCUUCAAAAGCGGUCGCCUUGGGAGUGCAGUGGACGCGCUUCAAAUGCGAAGUAGAAAGUUUCUUUAAUGACUUUGGUGAGAAGAACCGCAACUACAAGAACAAGCGCCAAGAAGCCCAAAGUUUUUUUAUGAAAGCCAGGACUUUUCAGCACAACAUACAAGCAAGCCACUGGAGAUCGGGUCUGCGUGCUCCCAAAAAGUCCGAACUGUUUCGUGGGGUUUUGCAACAUGUCUUCAAUGACUGCCGUCCCGGGUGGGACUCUCGACCGAGUACUAGGAUUAAUAUGCGGCUGUUUAGUAUUAUUCGGGCCGAGUAGUGAAUGUCGAUGCGUGGGCGAUUUCUGAGUCUGUCAAAAGUGUGUUUCCUCUUUUAUGUCUAUUUCGUCUUUAAUAUCUUCCUCAGGUAUUUGCGAGCCGAUGGGAAAGACGGAGUGGAAGUAUGAGGUGGAUCAACCUGGUCCCCUAUUUCCAGGAGAUGAGCUUACCCUUCCAGAGCACAAAUAUGACCGAUUUAGCAAAACCGUGGCAAGCGAAAAGAAGGACGAUAAAACAGUAGACGAGAAGAUCAUCGUCGACCAGUUAGAUACGACAUACGACAAGGGAAAAGGGGUGGAUGUAUUGGUGAUUUGCGUUUCGUACGUUCGAAUGAUUGACGGGGAGCCCUUUUCGGUCGAUGAGGUAAUCUUUGAGCACCUACGUGGGCGUCGUCGUGAAGAUGGUGUGUGGUUGGAAGGGCAGUGGCGAUGGAGAUCGCCACUCAGCGGAAAAGUUAUGGCAUUUGAGGGAAGCUUUUCGUUUUCAUCUACUUAUGCUACUUUUUCUCUUCCCACCACGUUCAAACCUGCACUUUCUAGGCUCCAGGCUUCGCUGUGGAACGGACAGCUGCGCGGGUACUCAUCAUCAGCAUAGCGGCUUCUAUGAGGCUUCAGCAUUCACAUCCACUGUCCGCCUAGUAGGCUGGUCUGGUGGAGUGCUGCUGGUCUUCGCGCAAAGUGCUAGUGCUCUCUAAGUACGGAAUCGAGCAGACAACGAGCUUGAAAGAGCAGUACGCUGAAAAGGCCAACCCGCCGCACACGCACUCCCCGGAGGAAUUCAAAUUCUAUCCUCGGUACACAGCAGCACAGAGUCCAGCUGCAGUAGACAACGCUGCAGCUGCUAGUCCUCCUGAAAAGGGAGGGGAUUCCGGUCCCGCUGCUGCUACUGUUAAGGUCAGCUUUUGUCCAUCUUUCUCGGCAUCUUGGUACCCUUUUCCCUUGUAUUCUCAUGAAAUACAAGGCGCAAGGGGGCAAGAUGAGGAGGCCGCGAUGGAAUCUAGCAGACGCUAAUACUGGCGCGGCCGCUGAUCCCUGCGAGCGUGCUGGUUCCGGUUCCGAUGCUACUGGAGGUGGAAGCGCCUUCACAGAACUUUCUCCAGUAGAACUAGCUGUAUCCGAGUGGGCUUGGCAUGGUGUUGCAGCCACUGGCUUCAUCUUCACACUAGUGUUAAUUUACUUCUUCCUCUUUCCUCGGUGCGCAGGAGCGGCUGCUGCUGCUGCUCCACCUCCUCGUGCAGGUAGCGCCUUUGCUGAUAGUUCUCUGGAAAACAGUUCAAAAGAUCAUGAUGAGCAGCAUCACAACACGAACUACGGCUCGACAAGCUCGGGGGACAGCCCUUUCUUGUUCAGCGAGCGUGCGGAUGGUGAUCAUCAUAGUAGCAGCGACACUGAGCAUGCGUCCUUCUCGUCUACUGCAGCAAGAAGCAACGAGACCACCGCUGACCACGAUAGCGCAACCCGAGUAUCUGCAGUGAAGAAGCGCACAGGGCACUCCAAGAACCUCAAGAAGGUCGCAGAUGGCAGCAGCAAGGACGAGCUUAGCGUCGAUGAUUUCUCGUUUGACAGAAAUGGCGCCUCUUCUUCAGUAGCAGGCGCAGAGAAUGCAGAAUGCCAGUCAGCAUCCACCACCGGGCAGCGAGCACUUCAGAGUCGAGAGCCGGAGAAGGGUGGUAAGAAGAAGUGUUAAAAGCUCGAUGAGGUGAGAAGUUGGGAUCAUGUUUCUACAUCUUGAUUUCCGUGACUGCGGCUGCGGGUGAAGACAUCAGAUGAAUAUCUAUGCGAGACCGCUGCUCCCCGAAUGUUGUGAUGUCUGGAGCAGGAUCUGCCAUGAUCUUGAAGAAACAAGCAU